Messenger RNA from Cylindrotheca closterium, 705 nucleotides. The record is from the annotation of a GenBank genome assembly. NCBI's taxonomy places the organism in Eukaryota, Bacillariophyta, Bacillariophyceae, Bacillariales, Bacillariaceae.
AUGUCAAAUGAUGGCUUUGGCGACGAGGAAGAUGGGGACUUGUCUCUUGAGAAUGCUGAUGGCGGCAAUGGAGACAAUCCAACAGCUGAAAAUCUGGCUGGAUAUGCUCCUUGUUGUACACAAGAGUACCUACUUCUAGCACUAAAACCAUUCCGUCGCGGAUCCAAAUUGCAAAGAGUCCAUGUAGAAAACAAAGGAACCCCAGCAGCUGGAACUCCAAUCCAAAGCGUUGCCAUAGCGCCACGAAUGGCAACGCCAACGCCCCCAGCAAAGCAGAGGACCGCCACAGCCAGUUCAAACAAGAAAUUCAAGAAAAGUGCUACCAACAAAAAGCGUCCAAACACUCCACCAAGCGACGGCCAACCACUUGAAAGUGCGACAAAGAAGAGUAUCAAACAGGAUUACCUAAAAUCCUUUCUUUCGGAGUCAAAGAUCCAAAUGGAUUUGGAAGUGUCAAAGACUCAGAAACGUCAUGAGGAGACAAUCGUUUUGAAGAAGGAGGAAAUAUCACAAAACGAGAAGCACUUCCGUUUGCGCUUUGAGGAAGAACGGAAGGUAUUUAAACGCAAGGCCAUUGAGGAGGAGGCAAGCUUCAGGAAAGCAUGUCUUGCAGAGCUCCAUGAGCUCCUUUCAAACAAACGCAGUGAUAGAUACAUUCAGAAAAUGCAUCCGCAUCUGAUUCCUUUUUCUCAAACAGUACCGUGA